AUGGACCCAGCAUCAGAAGAGUGGGAGCUCUGCAACGACGAUGGCUUCAUUUACAAGCGAAAGAAGCGGCGGCUCGACGAACCAUCGUCCUCUCGACCCACAGAUCCUGAAGAAGAAGAAAGGCAACGAAAAGAACGCAAGAGAAAAGCGUUGUUGAAGCUCAAAAAACAUUACCAGAAAGAGAUCAAUAUGUGGGAACUUUUGUCCACUACUUUGUAUGCAAUGCAAGAGAAGACGCAAGAUAAACGACUCCAGAACUUGGAGGAAAUGCCCUCGUUUCUGGAUUCGGCUUCGAACCUCGUUGAGGAGACUGAAACGGGUUGUGGGUCACUAGUUGAUAAGCUUAUUUUGCUGGUAAUUGGGUCAAAUUCUGAUUUCUACUUAAAUGUGAUGAAUGUGAGAGUUGGGGCUAGUAGAAGCCCAGAAGCGAUAAUUCAUGAUGUUUCGAAUUUGUGCGAUGUGGCAGAAGCAAUGUGCAACGCGCAAGAGGAACAGUUAAAGCAAUCCUUCCUCGAUCUUCCUGUCUGGUCUUCACCACAGGAGCUCAUGGCUUCACUGUGUGAUGCGAUUAUCUGUGAUUUUGCAGGUGUUGUAUUGUAUCUGAAUAUUGAAGGAGAGACAGUGAGGGUGAGAAAAUUGUUAGCAGGAGCCUGA
Molecule: messenger RNA, 654 nt
Organism: Mangifera indica (mango)
Lineage: Eukaryota; Viridiplantae; Streptophyta; Magnoliopsida; Sapindales; Anacardiaceae
Exons: 3
Coding region: 1-654 (217 amino acids)
Source: RefSeq, a predicted model, not a curated record